Molecule: messenger RNA, 691 nt
Organism: Nezara viridula (southern green stink bug)
Lineage: Eukaryota; Metazoa; Arthropoda; Insecta; Hemiptera; Pentatomidae
Source: the annotation of a GenBank genome assembly
AUGAGGAGGACUGGUCCCGGGGAUCCUCCAAAGAUUACGGAGCGCCCGAGGAACCAAGCGGUGAAGGCGGGCGGAACCGCAGCUUUCUACUGCGAUGCCCGCGGUGAUCCAGAACCGACCAUCGUCUGGAGGAAGAACGGCAAGAAGGUGUCCUCCACCCAGUCCAGGUACCUUGUCCAGUCCUACCCCGGAGGAUCCAUGCUCAGGAUCGAGCCCGUCAAGCAGGGCAGGGACGAUGCUACCUACGAGUGUGUAGCGGAGAACGGAGUAGGGGAUGCCGUGUCGGCUGAAGCGACCCUCAAUGUCUAUGAAGAAACUUUUAAAAUCGGUUUAAAAUUGAAACUUCCGACUUUGGUGUUUUUGUUGAAUUCUCCUAUCAACUUUCCGUUCUCCUCAACAAAGUAUCUGGCGGAUUCAAUAAAUUCGGGCAGCCUCGAUGGCAGACAGGUCGAUGGAGGGAACUGGAAUUAUGUUCCAGCGCUGAUUGAUGCUGGUGAUGAAGCGGCUACCACAACUGGCUCUCGUGGCCUCCUGUUCGCAUUAUCAAUUUGUGCCCUCUACCUCAUCAAAUAAUACAAACACCAUUCACGGCCCAGUAUUAUAUUACAAACAUAAAAUUGCUGUAAAGUAUUUUCGACUGUUUAUUCAACGUUUCUAUUUUUUUUAAGUUGACAAUGGGCACCACUAGCAC